CGUGACUCUUGACUCGUGCAUUCACAUUCACGACCCGCGCUGGAAAGUUCGGGUGAGCAGAUGCUCUCUUGCGCGCAAUCAUGUUUCUGCACUCGAUCGGGCUCAAGAUAGCAGCACGCUUUCUUACGAAGAAUUACAAAUCAUGAAUCACGAAUCAAAUGGAUGCAUGGCUCUUCCGGCCAGGACGCGCGGCAAUCUUGAAUCAUGCGAACUCCGAAUCAAGAAGCACGAACCAGUGAAUGACGAGUCACAAGUCAUCAAGCUCUCUCAUCUUUGACUUGGGACUCGUGACUGUUGCAGAAUCACGGAGACUGGAUCGUGAGUUUGCCAUCUUGAAUGCAGGGCAUCCGGCCCCAGCUGCUGGUAUAUCGCGCGACAAUCAAUAUUCAAAUCUUGAAUCAAGGCGAUGGGAACCUGCAAGUCUGAGUGCUGGGCGCAAGAUGAUCAAGUCAUUUUGUCUCGUGUGGCUUAAAUCAGCAAAUCAACCCUCGAAGAGCAGUUUAGUAGUCGUCAGCAGCACACGCAAUCGAGGCACUUCGGCAGAAGAGUCACUCACGGGGACGCUUGCCCCACGCUGCCGAACAGCAGUCGACAGCAGCUAUACAAGUCUUGAUCGAUUGCGUUGACUCGCUCUACUGAUUGGUUCUGAAACGCUAUACAGCACAUGAUCAGACUCGAUCAAGGCUCAUCAUGACUUUGCAAGACGCC
This is a messenger RNA of Ceraceosorus guamensis, 708 nucleotides long. RefSeq lists its product as hypothetical. NCBI's taxonomy places the organism in Eukaryota, Fungi, Basidiomycota, Exobasidiomycetes, Ceraceosorales, Ceraceosoraceae. The record is from RefSeq and is a predicted model, not a curated record. Bases 240 to 626 code for a protein of 128 amino acids. The transcript is spliced from 2 exons.